Molecule: messenger RNA, 1140 nt
Organism: Xiphophorus couchianus (Monterrey platyfish)
Lineage: Eukaryota; Metazoa; Chordata; Actinopteri; Cyprinodontiformes; Poeciliidae
Product: histone H2A-like
Exons: 1
Coding region: 261-647 (128 amino acids)
Cellular component (GO): nucleosome
Molecular function (GO): protein heterodimerization activity; DNA binding; structural constituent of chromatin
Source: RefSeq, a predicted model, not a curated record
UGCAGCUCCGCUCCGGAUCCUGGUUGGUUAGCGGCUCCUCCUGGAGCUCAGCGCCGCCCAGAGGCGUCGCCUCCCGGCUUAAUGUCCGCCGCUCAUUGGAGGAAGCUGCGUUCAAAAAGUCCGCCUCUCCGUCCCGCUCUGCUGGGAGCUUUUCUGGUUGGUCGCCAGCAUCGUCCCGCUCCUCUCCGCGGACAUAUAAAGCAGCUUUCAGCCGCUGCUGGUCACAUUUUCUUGAGUCUGCAGAAACAAGAAGCAACAAAAUGAGUGGCCGCGGAAAGACCGGAGGAAAAACCCGAGCGAAGGCCAAGACCCGCUCCUCUAGAGCCGGACUCCAGUUCCCGGUGGGCCGCGUUCACAGGCUGCUGCGCAAAGGCAACUACGGAGAGCGGGUCGGUGCCGGAGCCCCCGUCUACCUGGCCGCUGUGCUCGAGUAUCUGACCGCUGAGAUCCUGGAGCUGGCUGGGAACGCCGCCCGCGACAACAAGAAGACCCGCAUCAUCCCCCGUCACCUGCAGCUGGCCGUCCGCAACGACGAGGAGCUCAACAAGCUGCUGGGUGGAGUCACCAUCGCUCAGGGUGGAGUGCUGCCCAACAUCCAGGCGGUGCUGCUGCCCAAGAAGACCGAGAAGGCCGCCAAGGCCAAGUAAACCUGCUGUUGCUCAGCAACAAACACACAACGGCUCUUUUAAGAGCCACACACUCCUUCAUCAUGAGAGCAUCAAAUCCUCUUUAGCACAUUGUUUGUUGUUCUAAUAGGUUUUGGUUGUACAUCAUUUCGUCCAGCGGUGUCUUAAAGUCAUUUACAAUAGAAAGUCAAACUGCUUUGUUGUGAUGGGAAUUUCGACUCUUUUUAGAGAGCCGGUUCUUUCGGCUCCCCAACUGCCCUUAAUAAAUUCUCAUCUCCAGUUCCAUAUACAAUAUUUGUAAAUAGGAAUAUUUCAUAAUAAAUCCUCUUUCAUUCAGUGUUAUACAACCUUAAUUUUAUGCAUUAUGUUGUGAAAGCAGACAUUAUGUUUGUGUACCAUUUUUAAUGAAUCUUUAUAUCUUUAACAAAAACAAAUGAACAGAAUAGUGCAAAGAAAUCAGAUCCAUAAUUAUUCAAUCUUCAAAAUUAUCUUUAAUCUUCAGCCAGAUGUUCUU